This is a messenger RNA of Tribolium castaneum (red flour beetle), 1541 nucleotides long. RefSeq lists its product as uncharacterized. The transcript has a single exon. The record is from RefSeq and is a predicted model, not a curated record. Lineage: Eukaryota; Metazoa; Arthropoda; Insecta; Coleoptera; Tenebrionidae. Gene Ontology annotation, cellular component: endoplasmic reticulum lumen. Gene Ontology annotation, biological process: retrograde protein transport, ER to cytosol; endoplasmic reticulum unfolded protein response. The coding region runs from base 139 to 1515 and encodes 458 amino acids.
ACUUCAUUGAUGUUUUCAUAAGUUGACGUUUGAGGUUAUGGACACGUCACUUUGUACUAUUGUUGAAUUAAUCGUUUUUUUAUCAAUUCCGUCGCUUGAUUCGUAAUGAGACGAUUACCGUUUGCUUUUUUGUGAAAAAUGCUCCGUUCACUAGUGUUCGUGGCCCCCUUGCUUGUCUGGGGGCACGACAUCAAGGGUUUCGAUGACACAGUUUUGUUCGAUAUUCACUGGCCCGGUGAAAACACCGACUUUGCCAAUGCGGAGAACAUGAUCGUGACCACUUCUCAGCAGGAGAAAUACCGCUGCAUUUUGCCCAACAUCCAGGAGAAGGAAACCUCAAGUGAGGAGAAAUACGAGGGGCCAACGGCGUUGGAAGUCAUCUCGCCCUUGUUCACCCAGAGCUCGUGCACCUACCGGCUGGAGUCCUACUGGACUUACGAGGUGUGCCAUGGGCGGUUCAUCCGCCAGUACCAUGAAGACCGCGAAGGCAAGAAGGUGAAACUCCAGGAGUACACGCUAGGCCGCUGGGACGAAAAGUUGUACGAGAAAAUGCUCUCCCAGGCCAAGGAGGCCGAAAAAGACAAAAGUAUCCAAGUCCCGGUGAAAAAAAUCGACAAUGUUAAUUUACCCUACGUUGAGAUUUUGAUGGGAAAUGGGACCCAGUGCGACCUCAACCAGAACAAACCCCGGGAAACGCGCGUUUUGUACGUGUGCUACAUCCACGGCAAACACGAAGUCUACUCCUUGAAGGAAACUUCAACGUGUCAGUACGAAAUUAUAAUUUUGUCGCCCCUUCUGUGCUCGCACCCGAAGUACAAGCCGAAGGAGACCGGCGAGAACAAAAUCAACUGCGUCCCGCUCGACAACAGCCCGCCCCAGCCCUACAAUUUGGCCAAAAUGAAGAUCGAAAGCACGAAAUUGCGCCGAAAGUCCGACCUCGAUCGCAUCAAAAUCGAGUUCGUGCCGCCACCGGACUUCACCGAUAAGGAGGAAGUCAGCAAAAUGCCCGAAACUAAACCACACGAUGCCUCUCCGGUGCAGAGUUUCCUAGCCGGGAAGAACUGUCUCACGGGGGGCACCGGCUGGUGGCGGUACGAGUUUUGCUACGGGAAGUCAGUGGAGCAGUACCACAUUGAAAAGGACGGGUCGAAAGUCACGAUCAAGUUGGGGACGUUCAAUAAACAGAAGCAUAUAGAGUGGAUGGAGCAGCACCCGCAUAAGAGACCCAAACCGCUGGCUCAGAGGACGCAAUUGUCGCACUUUUACUCCGAGGGCACGGUUUGCGACAAGACGGGGAAAGCGCGCCAGACUGAGGUGAAGCUGAAGUGUCUGGAGGAUUCAACAAGUCUGAAUACCGUGUCGUUGUAUUUGCUUGAACCGCGAUAUUGCGAGUACAUUCUGGGGGUGGAGUCGCCCCUUGUGUGUGAUAUUUUGGCAAGGGCGGAUGAGAACGGACUCAUUGAUGUUGGGGACGAGGAGGGGGAUGAACUACCCACUGUGAAUAUAAGGUUGUAGUUGCAAUAAAUUUCUUAAAUACUUAA